Messenger RNA from Schizosaccharomyces japonicus yFS275, 1014 nucleotides. Its product is annotated as CCR4-Not complex CAF1 family ribonulcease subunit Caf1. The record is from RefSeq and is a predicted model, not a curated record. Gene Ontology annotation, molecular function: metal ion binding; nucleic acid binding; poly(A)-specific ribonuclease activity. Gene Ontology annotation, biological process: nuclear-transcribed mRNA poly(A) tail shortening; negative regulation of gene expression. Gene Ontology annotation, cellular component: CCR4-NOT core complex; cytoplasm; CCR4-NOT complex. The coding region runs from base 1 to 1014 and encodes 337 amino acids. The transcript has 2 exons. Lineage: Eukaryota; Fungi; Ascomycota; Schizosaccharomycetes; Schizosaccharomycetales; Schizosaccharomycetaceae.
AUGGCUAAUCCGCAAUCAACAUACCCGCCAUUGGGUAUUCCAAUACCGAACGCUCAAAUAACUCCCAUACGAGACGUCUGGGCGCAAAAUCUGGAACAGGAGUUUCUGCUCAUUAUGGACUUGAUCGACCGGUACCCGAUCGUGUCUAUGGACACAGAAUUUCCAGGAGUCGUAGCCCGUCCGAUGGGUGUUUUUAAAAGCAGUGCAGACUACCACUACCAGACGCUACGUACGAACGUGGACUCGCUGAAAAUCAUCCAAAUUGGAAUCUCACUUUGUGAUUGGGAGGGGAAUUUCCCUUCAGAGGCUUUAGCAUGGCAGUUUAACUUCCAGUUCAGUCUUCAGGACGACAUUGGCAUCGACUUUAAGAAGCACCAAGAAUUCGGUAUCCGUCCGGUGGAUUUUGGCGAACUGCUCAUUGCAAGCGGUUUGGUGCUUUUGGAGGAGGUCACCUGGAUCACGUUCCAUAGUGGAUACGACUUUGGGUAUCUUCUGAAAGUAAUGACCCAGUGUCCCCUACCGUCCGAGUAUGAGGAUUUCUACAAGCUGCUUUGCAUCUACUUUCCCAACACUUACGACAUCAAAUACAUUAUGAAAGCCAUCACAAACACCCAGAAAGGUCUACAGGACAUCGCAGACGAUUUCCAGAUUACCCGUAUCGGCCCGCAGCACCAGGCCGGCAGCGACUCGCUGCUAACUGCCCAGACAUUUUUUGAGAUGUGUGCUCGCUACUACGACGGUAAGAUCGAUCCUAAUAUGCUGGGUCAGCUCUAUGGUUUGGGUACUGCAAACUCUUCGUUGCUGAUGAACACGCCUUCCACUCCUAAAACGCAAUUCCGCGACCUUCCCGGCAUUCAUCCCAGUCCUACCAUGGCCAACACUGCCAUUUCUGGCAGCCAAAUGCCGUCUUCCCACAAUCCUAAUCUCCCUCCCUCCUCCGCUACUCCCAUGUCUGCAUUCACAAACCCUCUGCUACGCUACACACAUCGCGUCUCCGACACUCGGAUUUCGUAA